AACUAAGACUUGUAUUGCUUGCUCUCAGACUGCCCAUUUUGUUUCAGACAUGGAACAGGAGUAUGCAGUUCCAGAAUGCCCAAUUUGCUUUGGAUCUUAUGAUAAUGUCUUCAAAACUCCUCUCCUGUUGCCUUGCAAUCAUACCUUCUGCAUGGAGUGUUUGUCCAAGCUUUGUGUCUUUCAGAAAGAGAUGGAAGCAUUUUGCUGCCCCAUCUGCAGGGCCACGGUCACCAUCCCACAGGGGGGCAUCCCACACUUACCCCCUAACAUGGAUAUUGUCUCCCAUUUCCCGCCAUGGAUGAGUCAGCUGCAGAAAGUGUGGCUUGAAGGGUCUAAACUUUGUUGGAAGAAAGAUCAUGGGCAGACCUACACCAGCAGUACCAGAAAUUCUCUGUCUCACUUCCCACAAGGACAAGAUGAAAAUAUCAUUAUCACAGUCUAUCUACUGGGGGCUGCUCAGCCCCGCUUCUCUCAGUCACGGGACAUAACCACGGUUACUCGACAGCCACACUACCACCGCUGCCACUUAAUGUUGAGAAAUUAUGGAUGCCUCUUGUGGAUUUUCACCUGCUGUAUUCUUGUGCUGUUUUUCGUUGUGUUUUUUCCUACAUAUCUGCGUAUUUAA
This is a messenger RNA of Nanorana parkeri, 625 nucleotides long. Its product is annotated as RING finger protein 223-like. Gene Ontology annotation, biological process: protein ubiquitination. The coding region runs from base 50 to 625 and encodes 191 amino acids. Gene Ontology annotation, molecular function: ubiquitin protein ligase activity. NCBI's taxonomy places the organism in Eukaryota, Metazoa, Chordata, Amphibia, Anura, Dicroglossidae. The record is from RefSeq and is a predicted model, not a curated record. The transcript has a single exon.